AUGCCGAUCCUUGGACCCUUCUCGGAAAACUGGGCGAAUGUUCAGCGGUUCCAAGCCAGAGAUGAUGAUAUCAUGAUCAACACGUACCCGAAGUCUGGAACCACUUGGAUGAGUGAGAUUUUGGAUCUGAUCUUUAAUGGUGGAGACACACAGAAGACGGCCAGAGGUGCAAUAUAUGAUCGGGUGCCCUUCCUAGAGUACGCAGUGCCCGAUAUGGCCAUAGGAACCGAAACCCUGAAUUCAAUGAAGACUCGGCGCGUUAUCAAAUCUCACCUACCUGUGAAUCUUGUCCCACAGAGCUUCUGGGAGAAGAACUGCAAGGUGAUCUAUGUGGCACGCAAUCCUAAAGACGUGUUGGUGUCAUACUAUCAUUUCUAUCAAAUGGCCAUUGUUCACCCGGAUCCUGGGACAUUCGAGGAAUUUUUCCAAGGCUUUAUGGAGGGGACAAUUGCCUUUGGGUCGUGGAGCCAGCAUGUGAAGGGCUGGUGGAAGAUCAGACAGCAGAGCAAUGUUCUCUAUAUUUUCUAUGAAGAUAUGCUGGAGGAUGCAAAGCGUGAGAUCAAGAAGGUUCUGAAGUUUAUUGAGGAAGACCUUCCCGAAGAUGUUCUGGAGAAGAUCUGCCAGCACACCACAUUCAAGGCUAUGAAGGAAAACAAAAUGUCCAAUUAUUCUACUGUACCCUCAUCAGUCAUGGACCACAACAUCUCCCCUUUUAUGCGGAAAGGUAUCUGCGGGGACUGGAAGAAUCAUCUCACAGUGGCUCAGAAUGAAAUCUUGGAUGCAUAUUUGGAGCGGGAGAUGUCUGACACGGAUCUAACUUUCCGAUAUCAAGAAUGA
Staurois parvus is the source of this 837-nucleotide messenger RNA. NCBI's taxonomy places the organism in Eukaryota, Metazoa, Chordata, Amphibia, Anura, Ranidae. The record is from the annotation of a GenBank genome assembly.